This is a messenger RNA of Anneissia japonica, 1582 nucleotides long. RefSeq lists its product as uncharacterized. Bases 820 to 1476 code for a protein of 218 amino acids. The transcript is spliced from 3 exons. NCBI's taxonomy places the organism in Eukaryota, Metazoa, Echinodermata, Crinoidea, Comatulida, Comatulidae. The record is from RefSeq and is a predicted model, not a curated record.
UAAAAUAUGAAAUGAGUAAUGUAUAACAGUAUAUAACAGAUACUGGUACUUCAUCUUCAGGAAUCUAUAACAGUAGCUUAAUGUUUAAAACGACAGAACGCAGACUUUUGACAAGUAUCAUUAUUAUGGAAAUUAGUAUUAUGUCGAUUCUGUUUUUCUUUUAAUAUUUCCCUCAGUGAAGAGGAUGGGCCAAUCCUGGAGGUACUGCAAUACCAGGCCAACCCGUGGCCAGGACGGAGCAAGCUCCUACUCCAUGGCCUAAUUUCAAAAAUCAGUUUAAUAUAGAAGCUACUCAAUGAGCAGCGUUUCAGAUAUUAAGCUGAAAAGAACAGAUACUACACAUGAUCUUAGCCAAAAGGCCGAGAAGCGAUGCCUUACAAAUGCUUCCAAUGAUACUAAUAUAAAAUAACAGUUUGCUAAACUACCGGUGUUGGAAAUGCUCAAGUUUAUUAAUUCAAUAUAAUAUUUGACUCUAACACAUUUUAAAUAAAUAUUUAUAUAUUAUAUAUAACUUAAAAUAUAUGUUAAUGUACAGAAAAAAACCUCAAUUGUAGACAAUGUAUUUUUGUAAAACAUUAACGAAAUUUUGGCAUACGCUAAUUUAGUAAUUUGCAUAUGAAUAAAUGGACACAAUCAGUAACAAAAGCCUAUAAAUUCUAAAAGCAAACACAGACAGUUGUUAUUCAUUUUGUUGUAAACAGAUUCCAGUGAAAGGGGGAUCAGUGGAUUGUACACAUGGUAUAGAUAACCUGAUGUUUAUAUUACUCAAACUUCUAACAUGUUUACUUUUAAAUUAAUUAAGUAAUAUAUAAUAUAAUAAUGUAUAGUUUGUGUUUAAAACGAGGAAGGCAAACUCUUCAUCAUCGAGUGAAGAGGAUGGGCCGAUCCUGGAGGUCAAGCCGACACUCUAUACUCUACAUGGCAGUGCUGUUACUAGCGCUGUAUCACUUUGUAGGCGAUGACGCAUUCGCACUCAGAAAUUGGCUGAUGAAACCAUUCUCUCAUAGAUCACAGGUCCAACGAGAAAUUAUAUACAGCUACAGGUUGUCUCGUGCCCGUCGUGUCAUAGAGAAUGCAUUUGGUAUAUUGUCUCACAGGUUCUGGUGUUUCUUGACUACGAUGCAACAACACCCCGAGACGAUCAACCUGAUUGCCAUGUGCGCCUGUGUUUUACAUAACCUCAUACUGACCAGAUAUCCACUCGCGACGACAGAUGCGGACCAUGAAGAUCCAGCAACACAUGCUCUGAUUCCUGGGGCAUGGAGGGAAGAUUGUGACAUGGCGGUCUUAAUGCAUCUAUCCGGCCACAAUUCCAAGAAAGAGGCAAAGCAGCAGCGUGAUUAUUUGUCAUAUUAUUUGUCCCCUGCUGGCUCUGUUCCUUGGCAAGAAAGAAUGGUCAACCCUCUGAGCCUCAUUCAUAUUAUGUCACGACCAAAGAUAUGGACUAUGAAAAUCCAGCAACACAUGCACAUAUGAAUGUUUAUAAUGUGUUAUUAUGUAACAAGGAAUGAAAGUAUUUAUUAUGUUACACUUUAAGAUGUUAAAAAUUAUUGGGCAAAAGAUGAAUGGAAGAUAAUAAAAG